AUGUAUGCAUUGCAGAACUCGCUACCGCUGUUUAUGCAGCACCGCGCCACGUAUCCGACCAUCGACAACAUGGAGCGAUACCUUCAGAACAAACAGUGGGACGGCUUUCUAAAAGAAUACACGAACUUCCAGAACACGCUGCAGCACUCCGAAGAGAGCAAUGUCAUGAUCGACUUCAUUAAAGCCCACAUUAUGGAGUACGUUCAGAAAGCCAUCGACGAAAUCUUGUCGAUUUUGUACAACUCCGGCGAUUCUCUGUCUCCCGAGAAGCAGUCCUCCUACAUCAACAUCGUGAUCGGCCUCGGCUACAGUCACGUUCCCGAGCUUUUCAUGCUCCAGAACUCCCUGCAGGGCUACAAAAACGCGAUCUCCGGCUGCAGAGAGCGUCUUCGAAAGUGGGCUGCCUGGGUUUGGAGUCAUGAAAAGCGCGUGCGAGCUGGAAGGAAUCGAUUUGGACCGCGAAACGGCGGUGAAAAGCGCGUCGUCGCGCUCUUUGCUGGUGAAGCUGCUGCUGGGGUACGUGGAGGAACUGAUGAAACAGCACGCGGACGCGAUCCGAAAGGCGAAGAACGUGUUCGUGGUAGGGGAAGAGGAGGAGGAGGCUCAGCAGUGCAGAGCAUGCUGCGUCGCGUGGAGGAUUUGGUGAGCGUGAACGAGAGCAUCAACAAGAUGCUGGAGCUGCUGCACGAGCUGCUGAAGUGCUUCCAGUCGGAGGUGAAGUGGGUGCUGGAGAAGGGAAUGAACACGGCGUCGAUGGACACGCUCUAUUUCUCCAGCGACGAUGUGCUCGCGCUCUACGACCUCGUGCAUCUCAAUAUUCGGCAGAUGUGCGAAGCUUCGUUCGGCGCGCUCGCGCGCUCCGCGGCGAAGUCCAACAAAACGACGCUCCAGCAGACGCUCGAAGCGGUGCAGGUUCGCUUUGGAUCAUCGAAAUGAUUCACACGCAGAACGUUUUCGUGGAGAUGCACACCAACACCGAAAUGGAGGUCGUCGCCUCCUACAUCAAGCUCUCCUUCGCCUCCAUCCAUCUCGUUCUCUCCGGCGUCCCCGUCGAUCAGCUUCUCCUCUCUCCCUUCGUCAUUACCCAGCAAAUGCUCCACGCUUCCGGCGCCGCUUCCUCCGAGCCCACGCUUCUUUCGUUCCGCG
Molecule: messenger RNA, 1146 nt
Organism: Blastocystis hominis
Lineage: Eukaryota; Bigyra; Opalinata; Blastocystidae
Exons: 2
Coding region: 1-936 (311 amino acids)
Source: RefSeq, a predicted model, not a curated record